AUGGCGCCGCACGGUAUUCAGCUUGGAACCCUUAAGGACUGUCUCCAGUUCAUGCAGUGGUUGCAUAACGGUACUGGGGAAAGUAUGCAAGGCCUGGUGGCCCAAAAUCUGGAAAGCCGCAUUAAUAAAUAUUUUCUACAGAACGCUAAACAUUUCUCCAUAGAAAACGUUAAAAAGGGCUUAUCCGCAUUCCUCUCCGCCGUGUCGGCGUUUUACACGAGGUUAUGCUACAAUCCAGAUCCUGGCAGUUAUGGCAAAAAAAACCCUAGUGACAUUGUGGACGCUCUCCUCGACUGCCUUCCCAAAUUCCUCGCCGCGAUGUACUUUUUGGAGUACUGCAUAAAUAAUACCUUCGGAUCGCUGGGCGGCGGGGGUUGGCAGUAUGACUGGCCGGGAUAUGAGAAGGAAUGGAGGUGGACGGGUCAUUAUGGAGGUCACCUGCAGAAAUAUCUGAGAGCAACAGUCGGUGACGCCGAUCACUACGGUGGCCUUAUACCUGGGGGGUUCGGUAAAGACGAGGUGAAAUAUAGUAAAAAUUGGUGGGAUCCUGGAUACCCCCAGGGUUAUAAAAUGGCUCUGGACUUACAAGACAUUUUGAGAAAAGGAGAUUACAAUUUCUUCCGCAGCGUCUUUGUCAGUUCCGCUAUUGCGGACACUGGCACCGCUAUGCAGAACACCGCGAAUGCCCUCUCUUUGGUGAGAACCUUUUGCGAUAUUGUGGAUGUGGAAAAAAAAAGAGAUAAUGGUAUAAGUUUGAUAGAAGCAUUAAAUGAAGGUUUAAACAAACAAAUGAGAUCAAAAAAUAAUUCCAUAUGCUGGCAAGACUUACAGUCCCAUUGCGCUCAGCUUAGAGGAAAAUUGAGCAUACUUUUCAACACGGAUAAACGUUUUGACUUCACAGGACAGUCGACGAACACCGGAAACCUUAAUAAAGAGGAGCUUGCAAGGAAAACGGCGGAUUGGUUCAGGGAGAAUCUGACAAAAGUGCGGGGGAAAUUGACGGAAAUUAAAACAGAUGCAUCUCCGAGCAAUGAUCUUGGGGAUUAUUUCACGAAAAAUCUCUUCCCGUACGGGUUCACAUUUGAUGGAAAGCAUCGCUUUGGAAUGACGAAAAGGGAUGUGCAGGAUCUGAUGAGGGAUUGGAGUAGUGUAAUUAAUGCGCUCAGGAUCAGUGGUGACGGCGAUUUAGACAGGCUUAAUGAUAUUUUGCAUGGUAAGUAUAGAGAUUCGUGUAAAACAUCUGAGCCCCCGCCUAAAAAGCCUGAGGUCCCGCCUGCAUUACCUCCCGUAGAACCCAAGGAAGUUGUGCCGGAGAAGAAAGUUCCCGUUCCCAAGAAAGCUGAGGGAGCACAGAACCAGGGGAAGAAAUCGGAAGCGUCUCCAAAUCAGAAUAAUGUUCAAAGCAAAGAUAAGACUCCAGCUCCACCAGUUGCAGACUCUGCUCCGGGUCCGCCUACCGGUAAGGGUGGAGGGUCAGGCCCGUCAGGGCCUAAAGGUGAUAAGAGUAAUCCAGUACAGCAAGGGUCUCCUGAUGCAGUGACCCCGGUGUCUUCUUCGGCUCACGGUUCACCAGUUCAACCUCAGCAAGUUGCUACUCCAAGCUCGUCAGUUCCUCUCCCUCAACCAGCUACCAGCAGUUCUGGACCCCCUGCCCUCCCUGGUCAGCCAGGUUCCCCGGGUCAGGGUACACCUGCCGAUGGUUCUGGUCAACAGCCUGGUGCCAAUCAAGGCAACGUGCUUGCUCAGCCUCCGAGUGUUGUAGGUCCAAGCUCUGUGUCAACUGUCGAUCAGGGGACUGGAUCAACUGGUGGUGGAAGGGGUGGGCUAAGCGGUGACCACGGUGGUGGUCAAAAUGGUAGUCAACAAACAAGUCAAGGCACCGACCACGGUUCAAGUAGCGGCGCUACUGCGUCGGCUGGCCCGGUGCCUGGUGGAGGUGGGGGUGGUGGGCUAGGCAGUUCGGGAACGACAAAAGAUAUGCCUUUUCCGGCUGCGCCUCGACCUAAGCCUACUAAAAUAUGCGAUGUUAAUUAUCUUCUGAACCUAGAUGCCGGUAAAAAUCCAUUCUGUGUAGUAAAACCUCAGAAGUCAAAGCCGGAUCCCAUACGUUUUAGCAGAUCGGAUGAGCAACUGUGGGAAGUUAUACAGGAAAAAAAAUUUCAAGCCGACAUCAAAACAGGCCCUAAAUUUCAUUCAACCAGUAAUCUACCCGGCAAUUUAAAUAAGCUUGAUCACAGCGCUUCCGAACACUCUCCCCUGCCUACUGCCAUCCGUCCAGGUCAUAGGCGUCCAUACUUUGUUCCACAGGAGAGGGAUGCCAGGCAGGUAGAAAGGGACGCUUCAAUUGAAACAUUUGCAGAUGGUAGAGAAGUAGAGGAGAAAGAUGCUUAUCCAAUGAUUAUGAAUGACGCAUAUAGUGGCGCCAUCAGUCUCGAGGGUAAUGCAAAAUUCGACAAUGCUAACGAUUAUCGUCAACUGCUUGACGAGCAGAAGCGUCAAGAGGCGCAUGACCAAUUGGAGCAACAUUACGCUGAGCAACACAAACGUACAAAACAGGAUGAUGAACGUAGAUGGAAGGACGCUUAUGUUGAUUUUGUUUCAUCUGUCAGCGGCGACCCGAUUGACUAUACCUAUCAGGCCGGCGCGUUGGAAGGGAACGUUAUGCCCGAGUUCUCAGGUCUUAUACCGCAACCGGAUACCUUACAUGAUCAGAGUUUGGCGGAGUAUGACAAUCGUAUGGCUCAACGAAACCAGAAGUUGAAAGAACUGACCGCUGCGAAUGAACAUGAAAAUCGUAUCAUCACCGCCAUGCAAGACGAUCACAAACGAAUCGUCUCCGAUGCUCUUGCAGCCGCAGCAGAAUCAAAAGUAAAGGAAGAAGAAUAUUAUGAAGCAUUUUCUAAUCCCCUUAUGGGAACUCCUGUCUCGGAUCAAUCCCUGAUGUCUCUGAAGUCCGGCAAUUACGGUGUUCAACCGCCUAUUGGGGACUUUACCGGAAUGCCCAUAUUAGACCCCGAGCUGGCAUCUUCUUCAAUGCCCAAGGUUGAAUUGGAACCUGCCUUGCCAACACCUCCGAUAGACAUCGAAGUUAGGAACUUCAAUUCGCAAGAUAAUGUUUUAAAGUCUGAAAUUACCCGGACACACCCACCACCUAUAAUCCAUCCCAUUGAUCCGGCCUCACCGUAUGAUACGUAUCCCGGCCUGCCUCCGGUGUCCCCACCGCGAGACCCCAACUCUGAUACCGAGGCAGACUACAAUCAUCCGAGUAAUUGGGGAAAAUUUAAGAAUCACGGUUUAUAUAUGUUUCCUAACCCGGAUAUGUGCAAUAAUCCUUGGAAUUACGUGUAUAAUUCUUCCACCCCUCCACCCCCCUCCCCUCUCCCUGCCUCUGCCCAUCUGCCCCCUCCCAAGACCGUCAGGGAAAUGCUCCACUGGCUUGUGGGCUUGACUGAACUGGGAUAUAUUGGGAUCAUUAUUGAGUACGUUAAGAGCAUUUUGAAGGAGUUUAACAAGGAUGUCUCACAGACUUCAGCUGCCCUUGACAUCACUGAGAAACCAUACACUCUGGAAGCUUCCCAUGUCGCCGGUACCCUGACUGAGGCGUGUCACUACGCGGCGAACGUUCUAUACAGGAUUAAACACAAGGACAAUUCGAAAGUUGUCCCAAUGCCUGACUUCAGCUCAGAAUAUUCCAAGUUUCGUUAUUCCACCGACCCCGCCUGCCUCCUCUGCCAUCUGCGGGACUACGUCUACGCCUGCUACCACCAGUUGACGUUCCUCAAGGUGCAGUGUUCUCGGGAGCAGUCGCAUGGUGGUUGGAAGGAUUGUCAAUAUGGCAAUAAUGUCCCCAAGUCACCCCUCCAAGCCUUCCUGACUGACGCCCAUGACUCCAAGUUCGAGACUGACCUCUUCGACCCGUCUGACAUCUGCAUCAAGAGCCGUGUCAACAUGGGAUUCAAGGAGGAGGAUUUGCCUAAAACUCAACAAACGGGGAAGGACAUUUCCACCAUCCUCUCUCCCCAAUGCGGCGGCGACGAUCCCCUGAUGACGCUGUCCUCUUACCUCAACUGCCUCACCAGGCGAACGCCGCGCACCACCGGGGAGCUUGUCUCGUUCUUCCACAAUUUCGGGAAUUCGCUUCAUAAUGUGUCUUCACAGCUGUCUCCACUGGGCUCCGCCCUCUCCAAGCCACAUCCUCACUGCCCCUACUGGGACAUCCUUGCUGCCGACGACCUACAAGCCAUCAAGGGCAUCCGAGGCUCCUCCCCUCCCAACUCCAUCCACGACAAGGACCAUCCCGAGACACUGUCCACACUAAUUGGCUGCGGCAUCGAUAAUGUCAAAUGCCCACCUCAUAUUUCGUCCACCACCUACCGGGCCUACGCCCUGUACUCUUCCAGCUUCGCCCACGCCUACCUCAGCUGGACGGUGUAUCUACCAGACAGGCUUUGGGAGUCGCUGCUCAAGCUGCACUGUGAUCUCGAGAACCUUCAAUGUCACGACUCCAAGGCCAAGCCUCUCCAUCAAUGUGACAAGGCCAUGCCCCUCCUCUACUCUCACGGGUUCACGCCUCCGGAGGGCAUAACGCAGCCGCUACUCACGUGUGCACAGGUCAUCUCCAGGCUGAAGGAAGUGGUCGCCGGCAAGCCUAUCGCAAGGCUUAUGACCGCCAUGGACGAGUUCCUCUACAAAGUCAGGGAACCUUUCAUCUACACUCAGCUUACACUGUGGUCUGUCGCAAUGGUCUUCGUCGCCCACACGAUGCUCUACCGCAUGGACGUCUUACGCAUCCGCUCCCACCUCCUCACCACCAGGGCCUCCCACCUCAUCGACGUCAAGGCCUUACUCACUAAAGGCCGGAAACUGCUUUCACUGUACCGCGACGUCGAUUACUUCGACGACCACCCAGUUGGUUGGAUUGGACUCUAG
This is a messenger RNA of Babesia ovata, 4929 nucleotides long. Its product is annotated as ribosome binding protein. The record is from RefSeq and is a predicted model, not a curated record. NCBI's taxonomy places the organism in Eukaryota, Apicomplexa, Aconoidasida, Piroplasmida, Babesiidae. The coding region runs from base 1 to 4929 and encodes 1642 amino acids. The transcript has a single exon.